AACCGCGCAUUUUGAGAGGGACGCAGCCUUUAUUAGCGUUUCAGUGGUUAACCUAGCUGCAAAAUAAUGACUGAAUCGGCGUAAAUACAGAAUACAGACAAAACAGCUACAACAGGAUGCGCAGGUCCGCGGCACCGAGUCAGCUCCUCCACGGCAAUGCUGCAAAGAAGCCGCGGUUUGUGCCUCCUACCCCGGUGCACAUCGGUGCAGUUCCCAAAUCGAACCCAGGGCCAGUGCCAACAUCCAACACCAUGCCAAUGUCGAGACCAGGACAAGUACCAACGUCCGCACUGAAACCAGCACCUGGCGGUGUCCGUAACAAGGUGCAGAAGAACUUGUCUGAGAGGACUGGAGACACUCCAGCUGUUGCCGGAGUCCCAGCAGUGGGUAGGGCUUUAGCCAGGGUUCUGAGUGUCGUUGCUCAGGAAGAGGGGAAAGAAAAUGACCUGGAGUCUCUAAGCUUCCCUCUGGAAUCAGGGCAGCUCCCAGUUUCGCCCUCACCACAACAGCUAGAUCUACCUAGUACACACAGGACCAGCACCAGCACCAUAACAACCGCACGCUACUACAGUGUAAUGUGGUGCAAGGCAUCCUCCAGGAAGCACAAGCGCUGGGAAGGUGAUGCAGUGCUCGUGGCCUCAGGACGCAGCGUCGUCCUCAAAGACAUGGAGGGAAGAGAUAUUGGACGAGGUUCAGGUUACAAAGCAUCUGAGCUGGAGAGUCUGUGUGAGGGCCAGACUUUAAUGGUAGGAGGGAAGCAGAUCGAGGUCAUGGGGGUCAUCUCAGAUGAAGACUACGCUAAGGGACGAUGUUUUCAAGAUGCCAUUGUGGAGGUUCCUCUAGAGACGACUGCUAAAGCACCACCGAGACUUCAGGGAUUUCAGCUGGCCAAACCCUUUGCCAGACCAGCACUGAAGGAUGCAGCUAUGAGAUCACCCGGACCUGAGGGGCCUGUCUGCAAGCCCAGAUAUGACCCUAAUAUCCCAGGAGCCCUUGUGAUGCCUCGGCCUUCAGCCAAUCACCAGUGGCUUUCUAAUAAAAAUGGACUCCCUUUAGUGGACGUGGUUGUGGACCCUCACCUAACAAAUCAUCUGCGACCACAUCAGAGGGAGGGUGUGGUCUUCCUAUAUGAAUGCCUCAUGGGAAUGAGGUUGGCUGGCCGCUGUGGAGCCAUUUUAGCGGAUGAGAUGGGUUUGGGGAAGACACUGCAGUGUGUGUGUGUAUUGUGGACUUUACUGAGGCAGGGGCCUUAUGGGGGGCGGCCUGUACUGAAGAGAGGGUUGGUGGUUUGCCCCGGUAGCCUGGUGAAAAACUGGGCUGUUGAAUUCAACAAAUGGCUUGGCAGAGAGAGGAUCAGCGUUUACACUGUUGACCAGGACAACCGUGUGGAGGACUUCAUAUCCUGUCCCCGGUCUCCUGUGAUGGUGAUCAGUUAUGAGAUGCUACUGCGCUCUGUAGAUGCUUUAAAGAAGCUGGAGUUUGGUUUGGUCAUCUGCGAUGAGGGCCAUCGGCUUAAAAACAGCAAUAUCAAGACAGCCGGUGCGCUCACCUCCCUGGCCUGUGAACGUCGGGUAAUACUUACAGGCACCCCUGUGCAGAAUGAUCUCCAAGAGUUCUACUCCAUUAUUGAGUUUGUGAAUCCAGGCAUUUUGGGAACUUCUGCAGCCUACAGAAAGAUUUAUGAAGAGCCAAUCCUCAGAUCCCGCCAGCCGACCUGCGCUGAGGAGGAGAGGCGCAUAGGCGAAGAGCGAGCAGCAGAACUUGCUCGACUGACCGGCGCAUUCACGCUACGACGGACUCAGGAGAUCAUCAACCGUUUCUUACCUGCGCGGCUGGAGUGGACGGUAUUCUGCCGGCCCACAGAGCUGCAGGUGCAGCUGUACAAUGAGCUGCUGUCUAGCCGACCUGUCAGGGCCUGUUUCGCUGCAGCCAGCACACAUGCUUUCACACACAGCCCUCACCUUGCCUGCAUUAAUGCUUUGAAGAAACUGUGCAACCACCCUGGGCUCCUUUACAACACGAUGAAGGAGAAGACGACUGAUGAUUUAUAUGACGGCCUCUGUGUAGACGUUUUUCCUGAGACCUAUGUCACUGGAAGUUUUUGCACAGGAGACUCUGGGAAAUUGCUGGUGCUCACAGACCUUUUGGCUGCUAUAAAGCAUGUCAACUGCACAGACAAGGUUGUGCUGGUGUCUAAUUAUACACAGACUCUUGACCUGCUGCAAGACCUCUGUGCUCACCUUGGUUACACCUGGUGUCGGCUUGAUGGACAGACACCUGUCGCCCAGCGACAGCGAAUUGUAGACUCCUUUAACCGUCUGGACUCCUCCCACUUCCUGUUUUUUCUCAGUUCAAAGGCUGGAGGAGUAGGGCUUAAUCUUAUUGGUGCUUCCCAUCUAGUUUUGUACGAUAUCGACUGGAAUCCAGCUAAUGACAUACAGGCCAUGGCCCGAGUAUGGAGAGAUGGGCAGAAGAAAACAGUUCACGUUUACAGAUUUCUAACAACAGGUACCAUAGAGGAAAAGAUCUACCAGAGACAGGUGAGUAAGCAGGGACUUUCUGGAACUGUGGUAGACCUCGGUAAAAAGGGUGAGCACAUCAACUUCUCAGCAGAGGAGCUGCGUGACCUUUUCACCUUUGACCCUAAUACCGACUGCCUCACUCAUGACCUGCUUGGCUGCAAGUGCCUAGGGGAUGGAAGAAUGCCAGGUGUGGUUGAGGAUGUACCCACGGCUACAGGGAGGGCGUGUCAGUUGGGUCGCCGUGCCGAUAGUGCCAGCGUUACACAGCGGGUCAGCAUGUCUGAGCUUAUGCAGUGGAAGCAUUUUUCUGGAACCAUCUCGUCAUAUGGUGACAUUUACUUGGACCAUGCACACAGUAAUAUCACAUAUGCUUUCCAGAGCACUACUUCCAAAACCCAAGACAUAGCAGAAAACACGUAAUAGAGUGGAUUUGAUGGAUGGAAAAAAUCAAAUGUAAUGAAUUCAUGUAAGUAAAUAUGUAACUAUAAAUGUAACAACGGUUAUGUGCUGGAAAUCUACUUUUUUUGUUUGUUUGUUUGUUUGUUU
This is a messenger RNA of Ictalurus punctatus (channel catfish), 3068 nucleotides long. It is a transcript of the gene rad54b, whose product is annotated as RAD54 homolog B. Gene Ontology annotation, biological process: double-strand break repair via homologous recombination; reciprocal meiotic recombination. The coding region runs from base 117 to 2942 and encodes 941 amino acids. The record is from RefSeq and is a predicted model, not a curated record. Lineage: Eukaryota; Metazoa; Chordata; Actinopteri; Siluriformes; Ictaluridae. Gene Ontology annotation, molecular function: DNA translocase activity; ATP-dependent chromatin remodeler activity; ATP binding. The transcript is spliced from 15 exons. Gene Ontology annotation, cellular component: nucleus.